CAUCCCGGGAGAGAGGGGGUCGGCAAUCGAACCUGUGUUUACUUCCGGAUUUCCUGUAUAUGGCAGAGCUUGAAAACAGCCACUCCAGUUGCCCUACAAGCUCAGCGCGAGCCCCGUGUCCCGAUCCGAGACCGUCUCCGGUGAAGCACGAUGCUUUGGUGACCGGAGAGCCGCCCUACACCGGCACAGCAGCAGAGAGAUUAGCGCAGCUUUACACGACCAUUCAAGGCAGAAAGUAUCCUUCUGCCACCCUUCGCCAAACGUCAAAGUCAAUGCGGUCCUUGAUCAGAGCGCUGGAGCUCAUCCACCUCUCAUGCGCGUGUCAUUAACGCACUUUCGGUCGGAAAACACCAGUGCUGGAGAUUAAAACCCGCCGAGAGCAGAUCCAGACUGUUAGCUCGGGCUACCCGGAUAAAAGAGGGGGACGGCAGCUCUAGCUGGAUUUAUCCCUUUCAGUCAUUAUGGAGUGGUUAAUGGGGAAGGGCAAAGGGAAGCCCAACGGAAAGAAGCCGCCCACCGAGGAGAAGAAGCAUUACCUGGACGCAGAAUACACCAAAGUAAGAGUCGUGGAUUUUGAACUCAAGGAGCUGGUGGUGUUGCCGAGGGAGAUCGACCUGAACGAAUGGCUCGCUAGCAACACCACGACGUUCUUCAAUCUCAUCAACCUCCAGUACAGCACGAUCUCUGAGUUCUGCACGGGAGACACGUGUCCGGCCAUGACCGCCUGCAAUACGACAUACUACUGGUAUGAUGAAAAAGGGAAGAAGACAAAAUGCACAGCGCCGCAGUACGUGGACUUCGUCAUGAGUUCUGUUCAGAAGCUGGUGACGGAUGAGGACAUCUUUCCCACUAAAUAUGGUAAAGAGUUCCCCAAUACCUUCGAUACACUGGUGAAGAAAAUCUGCAGGUAUCUCUUCCACGUUCUGGCCCACAUCUACUGGUCCCACUACAAGGAGACGGUGGCCAUGGACCUGCACGGACACCUAAACACACUGUACACGCAUUUCAUAGUCUUUAUAAGGGAAUUCAAUCUGAUGGACCCCAAGGAGACGUCCAUAAUGGACGACCUGACGGAGGCCCUCUGCACGCCUCUGCCCCCUCAGCCACAGAACCACGUGACCGAGAGAUGAGGCCGGCGCCCGCACUCUCGCCGCACCUGCCAAGCCAGGGUUCAGAAGGUCUACAGCGCUCACAAAGCCGCUGGGACUCACAGACCUUCACCCUUCCAGAACAUUGUUCUCUUUAGGACCCAGUAAGGAGCGCUCAGCCGGGCCGAAUGACCUCAGAGGUGGCCCGUCUAACCCUUUAACCAAGAACAACCUGAUGCUUCUUUCGUUUCCUUCCCGUUUUUCGCUUCCUUUCGCAUCUUCCCUCGCCCCUUAGAUGCAUAUAAGCAGCACUUUUCCCCUCUCUUGGUUUAAUAAGGGUGUUGGCCUGGUCCUCGUGUACGGUAUAAAGGUUUCUUUCUCGUUUUUUAUAGGGUAAAAGGGGAGUGUGUGUGUGUGCGCGUGUGUGUGUGUGUGUGUGUGUGUUCAAGGCUUUUGCACUCAGGAACUGAGAGAGCUGUCAAUGCUACCUGCUCAACCAUAAGCCUCUCGGUGUCACUUUACUCAUCAUAUAGCAGUCCCAUCAUCCCAAACGGUCCUCUACUUAAACGGGAUAGACUUCUGUUGCAUAUUAGCAUGUUAACCACUGUAGAGGAGACCCUCUGAAUGAAUUCGACGGGCACGUUUGGCUCCAGGGCCUGGGUUCACGUGUUCUCUCUCGAGUGACAAAGACAUUCGUGUUGUCUGCUGUUGAAUCCAAACGCCUGCUAUUCAGGCUCUGGAAACGUCCCGACGUUUGGAGCGUCUCGGGUGCAGUGGGACGCAGGGAGGCUUGUAAUCAUGUCUAGCCUCAUUCUGAAAAGACGAUUUGUGAAUGGAAAAGAAUGUACACUUAGUGUCUACGUAUUGAUCGCAAAGAUUAUUAUUAUCUUAGAGUGACUGAGCGAGCGAGAAAAAGAGCGGCAGAUGUUUUAGUUCUCCCUUUGUCGCUGUUAAGAGAGUUGUGUUUCGAUGACCUCUUUGUGAGAAGAUCGGACCUUUUUUUUUCUUUUUAUUUAAUUUAUUUCUUUAUUUUCCGUUUCUUUUCGUUUUGGUUUUAGUUGACAUUUUUCAGGGCUCCUCAGUUCUGGCUUUUGUUUUAUGUAUUUUAAUAAUACUUUAAGUUAAAAGCGAUUUAAUAUUUUAAGCUCUGCAAAUUAUAACCUAAUAAAAUAUUUAAAAGUCACAAA
Messenger RNA from Ctenopharyngodon idella (grass carp), 2275 nucleotides. RefSeq names its product MOB kinase activator 2b (gene mob2b). NCBI's taxonomy places the organism in Eukaryota, Metazoa, Chordata, Actinopteri, Cypriniformes, Xenocyprididae. The record is from RefSeq and is a predicted model, not a curated record. Gene Ontology annotation, cellular component: nucleus; cytoplasm. Gene Ontology annotation, molecular function: protein kinase activator activity. The transcript has 5 exons. Bases 462 to 1130 code for a protein of 222 amino acids. Gene Ontology annotation, biological process: positive regulation of protein phosphorylation; signal transduction.